Eubalaena glacialis (North Atlantic right whale) is the source of this 465-nucleotide messenger RNA. RefSeq names its product small ribosomal subunit protein eS19-like. Lineage: Eukaryota; Metazoa; Chordata; Mammalia; Artiodactyla; Balaenidae. The transcript has a single exon. The coding region runs from base 28 to 465 and encodes 145 amino acids. The record is from RefSeq and is a predicted model, not a curated record. Gene Ontology annotation, molecular function: structural constituent of ribosome; RNA binding. Gene Ontology annotation, biological process: translation; ribosomal small subunit assembly. Gene Ontology annotation, cellular component: cytosolic small ribosomal subunit; ribosome.
CCUGGCUGGCAGCUUGGAGGCCGCACGAUGCCUGGAGUUACGGUAAAAGACGUGAACCAGCGGGAGUUCGUCAGAGCUCUGGCAGCCUUCCUCAAAAAGUCCGGGAAGCUGCAAGUCCCUGCAUGGGUGGACACUGUCAAGCUGGCCAAGCACAAAGAGCUCGCUCCCUACGAUGAGAACUGGUUCUACACACGAGCUGCCUGCCCAGCACGGCACCUGUACCUCCGGGGCGGCGCUGGGGUUGGUUCCAUGACCAAGAUCUAUGGGGGGCAUCAGAGAAAUGGAGUCACGCCCAGCCACUUCAGCAGAGGCUCCAAGAGCGUGGCCCGUCGGGUCCUCCAAGCCCUGGAGGGGCUGAAAAUGGUGGAAAAGGACCAAGAUGGGGGCCACAAACUAACACCUCAGGGACAGAGAGAUCUGGACAGAAUCGCUGGACAGGGGGCAGCUGCCAACAAGCAGCAUUAG